AGAGAAUGCCAACUCAGAGAGGAUGCUGUACAAUCAGCAUUGUAUUUUUAGUUAAUGCACAUAAAAUGGCUAUUUUUCAUAUACGUGAAUAUAUGUGAAAUGUUUGUGUUUGGUUGGAGAGCUUUGUUCAGUUUAGUGAAACAGGGAUUUAUUAUCUGAGUGAUCGUGGCCUUUUUCAGGACUGUUCUGUUCCACUAAGUGACGGUGAAAAAGCAGAUCAGUGAUGUGCAGGAACUCGGAUGGCACUCGUAGUGUCUUCAGUGCGGUUCCUGCGAGCUGAAGCGAAAACACAGCCGUGUUGGAAAUAAUAUGUCAACACCAUGAACCUGAAAAAGUGCAGAAAUUUCGGAGCCUCCUCCACCUCUCUGGAUGGGAUUGGAAAACAAGACUCUGUGUGUGCAGAUGCUGACUCAAAGAGGAAAAGGAAGAUGGCCGAGAUCACACAGGCUCUGAAUGCAACACCUGUCGAUGUGGCCACGCUGAGGAGGAUGGCCAUCAGUGAAGGAGGGCUUAUAACCGAUGAGAUCCGCUGUAAAGUCUGGCCUUGGCUACUGAACGUCCCUGUAGAGCUCAUUCCUGAAAAACUUGAUGAAGUGGAUCGAGAGAAUAAUAAGGACUACAACCAGGUGCUCUUGGAUGUACAGAGAUCCUUGAGACGCUUUCCUCCAGGUAUGCCUGAUGAGCAGAGGAUGGGACUGCAGGAGGAGCUGAUCGAUAUCAUCCUGCAUGUGCUGCAGAAAAACCCCCAGCUACAUUAUUAUCAGGGCUAUCACGACAUCGUGGUCACCUUUCUGCUCGUUCUGGGAGAACGCCUCGCUACUGCGCUGGUGGAGAAACUCUCCACACACCAUCUCAGGGACUUUAUGGACCCCACCAUGGACAACACAAAACACAUCCUCAACUACCUUAUGCCGAUUAUAGAGCGAGUCAACCCAGAGGUGUACGACUUCAUGCAACAAGCUGAGGUGGGCACCAUCUUCGCCCUGAGCUGGCUCAUCACUUGGUUUGGCCAUGUAUUAUCAGAUUUCCGGCAUGUAGUGCGGUUGUAUGAUUUCUUCUUGGCCUGCCAUCCACUGAUGCCAAUUUAUUUUGCUGCUGUGAUUGUGUUGUAUCGGGAGGAGGAGGUGCUGGACUGUGAGUGUGACAUGGCCAUGAUGCACCACCUGCUCUCUCAGAUUCCUCAGGAUCUCCCCUAUGAGACCCUGAUCAGUCGAGCCGGAGACCUUUUUGUACAGUUCCCUCCAUCCGAGCUGGCAAAGGGAACUACUCAAGAGCGUACUCAGCAAACAGCCGUGUCCACCUUCACAGACUUCGAGCUGGCCUCGGCGCAGCAGCGGCCUGAUACUGUGCUUCGCCGCAGGCGGAGAGAGGAGCAACAACAGCAGCAGCAUGGCAGCACCGUCGACCCUCAGCGCAGCACCAUGGUUGUGAUUCGACCUGCUACUCGUCGACUUGUCAGACUGGCAGUGAUGGGCAUCACUGUGGCACUGGGGGCCGCUGCAUUGGCUGUAGUGAACUCUGCUCUGGAGUGGGCACCUAAACUUGACCUCCUGUUCCCUUAACACGCACCGAAAAGGCCCGUCUCACUUCAAGGACUUUGAGAUGUGCUGUCUUCAUUUUUUUUUUUUUAAAUAUAUUUGUGAGGCCUGAGUAAUUUGUGCUAAGAGAGAUUACAACAAAGUGUUUCCUUCUCCUAGGGUUAAGCUGAGGAUCUGGAAUAUAUGUUAAGUAAUACACUACUGAUCCAUGAGAAGUAUUUGUGUUGUGAGCGAGAGAAACAUUAAGUUUUUAUUUGAACAAGUUUGCCUAAAUAUGGAGUUAAUUGUUGUCGAAAGUAGUCCCGUGGAAAUGCAGCCGCAAGCUAGUAAUUUUUAAGAAUUCUGAAUCCAUUGUCAAUUUUGUAAAUCUCUAAUUUGUUAUACAAAGUUUGUAUGCUUCUUUGUCAUAUGAUUCAUUUUGUACAGUAAAACUUGCACGCACCUGUACACUUUCUGAACCUAUCCACUUGCCUACACUUCCCAUCUGUUGUCUGUAGCUGACCACUUUGCCACACCUCCUUACCUUUCUGGACCCAUCUGUUUGGCCAUACCCCCAUCUGUUGUCUGUAGCUGACCAUUAUGGCCACGCCUCCUUACUUUCUGGAGCCAUUUGCUUGGCCACUCCCCCAUCUGUUCUCUGUAGCUGACCACUUUGCCACACCUCCUUACCUUUCUGGACCCAUUCACUUGGCCACACACCCCCAUCUGUUUUCUGUAGCUAACCACUUGCCCCUACCUCCUUACCUUUCAUGACCUGUCCAUUUGGCCAUGCUCCAUUAGUUCUCUGAAGCUGAUCUCUUGACCCCACCUUAUUUUCCUGGACCCUUCCAGUUGGACUUAACCCUCAAAAAGUAAGAUUUUAUAACCAUCGUAAUCAUACCUUUCAGCAGUCCAAGGAUUCAGAAAUGAAGUUGUAGGUGUGUAAAUUGUAAUUCAUUUUUGCAACAUUAACAUUGUAAAGACAGUUGAAGUCAAGAUUUGGUAAUAGUAAUAAAAUGUUUGUACUUGCAAAAAGGUCAUUGGUUUAUUCACAUGAUUGUAGAUUCACAAUCAGAUUAUGGAUUUGAGAUUCAUAAGAUUACACUGUCGACAUUGCAUUUAUUUAUGUUUUUUUUGAAGUUCAUCUUAAUAUGCAGAGAUUGUUGAACGCAUAUAUCCAUUAGGAAGAGAAAGUGUUUUCCCUUUACGAUAAUAUUGAGACCAAAAUCCUUUAAAAUAUUAGUGCUUUUUUGCAGUUAAUACAGCUCAUAAUUUUCAAUAUGUGCUCUGAAACUGAAUAUGAAUAAAUUGGUGUAGUUUGUAUGCCACUUUAUUGCAUACACUUUCGGCAAAAGGAAAAAAAAAAGAUAUUGCAGUUGUAGGUAUAUUAUGGUAUACCACCAGAUUUGGCACAUAAUACUGAAAACAGUUCUGAGGGUUUGUUUGUUUGUUUUUAAAUAUAUUUAAUAACAGCAGACAGUUUAAAAGACAUUUCUGUAAGAUUUGCUCUAUUUUCUGUUAUUUUCUCUCAGCUGAUGAGCUGUGGAUCUGAAAUGAAUAAAUAAUUAUCCUAUUUGCAUAAGAAGGAGAAAAUAUGUUACCAUCACAUGCGUUAAUUGCAUGUACAAAAAUACAUCAAAUUGGACAAUAUGUAUAAUCGGUAUCGGACGUCUGGAUGUCUAAUACAAAUUUCUUAUUCUUGAAAGCCCAGUUAUCUUGUAAUGUUUUUACAGUAGACUUUACCAUGAAACUAACAGCUACAAUAUUUUAUGCAACAAUCUCUGUUCCACUACAGUAUGUCCUGUAUUAAAGAGCAAACAGUGACUGAUUUAGUUACUUGAUGGCAUGGUCAUAGAACCCAAUUUAAUAUAAUGAACGGUGCAUACAAGUAUCUGUUAGCUCUAUUUUAGAAAUCAGCACAGAAUAUAUUAUUUUCACUAAUCACUUCAUAACUUGGUUCUGAACUGCACCAACACUUACUGGCCAUAUACAUUCACAAUCUGUACUUAAUCCAUAUUUUUACUUGAUCAUAAGUUAUUAAUAAAUAAUUUUUGGUAACUUAUUUGCACUGAAAUAUAUUCAUGUUUGCUGGUUGCACUUUGCAAUAGUGAAAGUAUGUCUCUUACUUGGUCAUUCUUACAAUGUUUAAUUAAUCUGCAAAAUAUGUUGACCAACAAAUAAACUUA
Molecule: messenger RNA, 3703 nt
Organism: Neoarius graeffei (lesser salmon catfish)
Lineage: Eukaryota; Metazoa; Chordata; Actinopteri; Siluriformes; Ariidae
Gene: tbc1d20
Product: TBC1 domain family, member 20
Exons: 8
Coding region: 321-1562 (413 amino acids)
Biological process (GO): positive regulation of GTPase activity; endoplasmic reticulum to Golgi vesicle-mediated transport
Cellular component (GO): endoplasmic reticulum membrane
Molecular function (GO): GTPase activator activity
Source: RefSeq, a predicted model, not a curated record